AGCGCUGCCCUCCCCCCGAUGAGCCAGACACACACACCGCCGGUGACUCGUCACUCCGCGCUGGAAGAUGGCUGCGGCGGACCGGCCCCCUGUUAGGGAAGGGAUCCGGAUAGUUUUUCUGUGUGUGGGCUGGUACACGGUCAGCUCGGGGGGAAACAUCGUCAACAAAAUCAUCCUCAAUGGAUUCCCGUACCCGGUCACAGUCUCUCUGUUUCAUAUCAUCUCUAUCGUCGUCUUCCUCCCGCCGUUGCUGCGGGCAUGGGGAGUCCCCAAAACAGAACUGCCGAGCAGGUACUACCGGUGGUACAUUCUGCCUUUAGCUUUCGGAAAAUACUUUGCAUCUGUGUCGGCGCACUUCAGCAUAUGGAAAGUACCUGUUUCAUAUGCGCACACCGUCAAAGCUACAAUGCCAAUAUGGGUUGUGCUGUUAUCAAGAAUUAUCAUGAGGGAGAAGCAAACCACAAAGGUGUACAUAUCGCUCAUCCCCAUCAUUGGAGGAGUGCUGCUGGCCACGGUGACUGAGCUGUCCUUUGAUGUUUCAGGACUAAUCAGCGCUCUGGCUGCGACGCUCUGCUUCUCUCUGCAGAACAUCUUCUCCAAAAAGGUAUUGCGCGACACAAGGGUCCACCACCUGAGGCUCCUCAACAUCCUGGGCUUUAAUGCUGUUAUCUUCAUGCUGCCCACCUGGGUUCUGGUUGAUCUGUCUGUUUUUCUUGUCAAUGGAGAUCUGUCGGACAUCUCAGGAUGGACGAGCACCCUCAUCCUCUUGCUCAUCAGCGGCUUCUGCAACUUCGCACAGAACGUCAUUGCCUUCAGCGUGCUGAACCUCGUCAGCCCGCUCAGCUAUGCCGUUGCCAAUGCCACCAAGAGGAUCAUGGUCAUUAGCAUCUCGUUGCUAAUGCUGCGCAACCCAGUCACCCUUACAAAUGUCCUGGGUAUGAUGACGGCCAUAGUUGGCGUCUUCCUCUACAACAAGGCCAAGUAUGACGCUAACAAGGAGAAGAAGCUGCUGCCAAGCACCAAGCAGGACCUGAUGUCCUUUGACAACCCGGCGCUGGAGAAGAUCCAGGCCAAUGGGUCAGUGCCUUUCUCCCACGGCUCAGAGCAGCAGCACAACUGGAACAACGUGCUGACCGACCACUUCCAGUACAGCCGGCAGGCCUACACGACGAACUACAACAGCAACCACCAGUACGUGGUGUAAAGGAGGAGUCUGUCUCCACUCUGGGUGGCUGUCAUAGACAUUAACUGUGUGUAGCCACCACCCCCACCCCCCCCCAGCAGCAGGACACAGCCCUGCUCCAAACACGAGACUGAAGGCAAGUGCUGUUUGUUCUGGAUAGGAAGAAUGAGAUGGCCAGUGACGUGACCUCUCCCACGCUCCCCCCUGUCUGAACUUCACUUUCUGACGGCUUCGCUGUAUCUCAUUUAUUUAUUUGUUUGGUACCGACUGUAUGGGAUGGUCUGAGAGGAAACGUAAAUCAGCUGUUGUCAGAAAUUUUGGUGACGGAUUCAGCCAUGUUGUCCAGACACAGAAAUGUGCACAGCAGGUGGAUAUGUAAAAGGUAGUUCAUGAAUGAUUGCACCUUACUAUCUGGAAAUGUCUGGGUUUUUUUUUUUUUUUUUUACACAACCAGCCAUAAUUUGUUUUGGAUUAUAUUUGUUCACUUUCAUCAGAAAGAAUGUCAGCUGUAAUUAUUUAAUAUGAACGCUAACUUGCGCUGAAACAGCAGUCAUCUUACAUUUUGUAACAAACGCAUCUCAGUGGAAGGCCUUAAAGGUAUACUAUGCAGGAUUAUCCUACAAAACAAGACUCGUACAGAAGUAAUCCCUCUCAGUCCUCACUUAUGACCCAGUAGAGAGACUCCGACCUCUGCAUGUAUUUGUUUGGACUUUAAUAAAAAGGAAGCUGCGAAAAUCCUGGACACAGCGCCUAAAAAAAAAAAACAAAUAGAUCGAGACGAAACAUCAAGCGGACAAAGCUUGCUCCCAAAUAAGAGUGAAUCUGGGGCUGGCUUCCACUUCCCUGGCAGUGUUUCCAAACAUUAACAGACAUUUCCUGCACAGUAUACCUUUAACAUUUUGGUUUUAGGCAGAUCAUAUUUAGGAAUGACAUUUUUCUUCAUGAGGCACCUGUAAUGAUGUGAGGAGAAACAAUCUGAAUUGUUUUCUUCAGUGAAUUAAAACGCAUUCCACUUUACAAAAGCUGAAGGCGGAUGAGACUUUGGGAAGUUUGGUGGUCUCACGGCUUUUCAUUUUACCUUUUAUAUUGAUUGUCAUGAAAUUUGGAUCAUUCAUUUCCCCUUGAGGAUAAACUAUAAUCAGAUUUGACGUUAUCUGACGUUAUAUCCAGCGCCAUCCUUAGGUCAGAAUUUCCAUUUGUCCACUAUCUUGGUUGAUAACUAAAUUCCUGCAGAUCUAAUUCCCAUCAGCCUUAGCUUUACUUGUGUUUGGUGCUUUUUUUAGUGCUAUAGUGUUAGCAUACUAGCUAUACCAACACAGUGGUGAUCGUCAGCAUGUUAGCAUGGUAACAGUGUUCUGACUGCACUCACGAACAAUGUGACUCAGAAUUACAAGUGCCUGAUGAAGAAAAUGCCCUCAUUUCAAAAUAAAGUUUUAAAAAAAGUCAGUUCAUUGUGUCUGCAACAAAGUGAUGCUUGUAAACUUGUUGGACACACAGGUCAGUAAAAUUCAGUCACACUUGUUGUCAGCAAGUGUUUGAACUGCCACUAUCAUAGGCCGUUUCAACACAAACACACACACACACAGCCUGUUUGUCUUUGAACUAAGGUAAACUUUCAGAGUGAGACUAGUUCUGUCACACAGAACAGUCAGUGACCUCCGUCAGAUCUGUCCUUUCCCCUAAGAUAACAAAUAAGUUUGUUUAUCAUGGAGCGUAAACGUAAAAAGUAAAAAUUAGAUUUACCAAAACAAGGCAUCCUGUCAGUAUACGUACUGUAAGGAUGCCCAUGUUUCAUUGUUCUUAGGGAGUCUAACCAUGCUAAAUGUAAUAGAGAUGCUAAAAUUAUUUUGCUGUCAUAGUUUGAAGUUAAAGAAUCGAUUUAAAACGAUCCCUAGUUUUUUCUCAAUUGAUGAUGUUUGUAUUUAUUGAUCUGCAAAGCUUCUCAAGCAGAGAGAGAUCUUCUCUCCUGUCAGGCGUUUUUUUUCAGCCUGAUCCAAAGCUGCUCUGUCAUGUCUCUGUUUUUCAAACAGAGGCGCGGUUCGAGUUUGCACAUCAUGAAACAGCUAUAUGUGUCAUGCAGAUUGUGACUGUCUGUCAGGUGACUUUAAAGUCCCGGUGUUUUAAUGUAAAGCGUUUCUGCAGCAUUGCUGUCAGACGGUCACUGGACAGAUUCAAAAUGAGACAUGCAUGAAAUCACAGGUUUGGUUUGUGCAUUUAAAGAUUCAACUGUAACUUUAGCGGGGGAGAGGUUUGAUUGGCAUUAUUGAUUACACUGUCUGCAACUAAUCAUUUAUUAAUGAAAAGCCUUUUUCUACUGCUUGAAGAACGAUUUGAUUUAGUAAAGAUCAGUCACUUGCUUUUCUCACUGCAGCAAUAUAAAGUUUUUAUGUUCUUUUUGUUUUUUAGCGACGCAAAUGUCUCCGCAUCUGAAAUCAACGUUGUCUUUCUGCUCAUAUAUUUUGUUGGAACAACGCACGUUCAUUGAAUUUUUGUAAAAGUGCCAGUUGUAGCCUGUGAGCUUGUUUUUUCAGCUGUAGUCCCCGGUAGAUGUGGAUAAGGGGAUAAUGUGGUUAUAUUCUUAUAAUAUGGCUUUUUUUAGUGUGCCGUGUUUGUCGUCUUUGACAAAUUUAAAACACUGUCACAGUAUUUAGUCUGGAGGAAAACCCCCAAAGAGCUCUGUGGGGUUGGUGUGCUCCGGGCUUCCCAGACAAACUGAUAUCAAUAAUUGUCCUAUUUUUAUUUAUAGAGAGAACUAGCUCUUCGCGCUGAGAUAGAUUGUAGCCAACAUAGUUUGUAGGAUCUUGGGAACAUGCAGCUGCUCUGUUUUUCUCCAACGGGGAGAGAAAUCACCUCCGCCUGUUUUACAGUAAUUGACUAGAAAACACCUGAUAUCAUGAAGUGGAUUUCAACAGCCUGGGAAUUAUUACUACCUUAUAAAGAUGAUUUUUUUUUUUUUUUUAUUUUAUUUUAUUUUAUUUUUUUUACUGCUGCUGUAGUUGUAUGUGUGUUUACUGCUGUACACUUUGAGGCUGUAAUUUGUGGUGUCGGACUGCGUUAGAUUAAGAAAUAUAAGCAUAAAUAUCAGAAACUUGUUAAAAUGUAACAAAGGGCACAAUGAUGCCACAAACUGCCGCCUCAAAAGGAUAAAGGAAUCAAAACCCUCUAAAUGUCAGCAUUGAUUAAAAUUAUACAUUUCAUAAAGUUAGCUUUUAUGUUUUGUUUUCAGUCAACCUCAAAACUUCACCG
Messenger RNA from Epinephelus fuscoguttatus (brown-marbled grouper), 4429 nucleotides. RefSeq names its product solute carrier family 35 member E1 (gene slc35e1). Bases 68 to 1204 code for a protein of 378 amino acids. Gene Ontology annotation, molecular function: antiporter activity. Gene Ontology annotation, cellular component: Golgi apparatus. The transcript has 6 exons. Lineage: Eukaryota; Metazoa; Chordata; Actinopteri; Perciformes; Serranidae. The record is from RefSeq and is a predicted model, not a curated record.